GGAGGGCAGUGUGACAUGCUGUACAACCAAAAAUACAAUCUUGACCAAGUUUCUUUGGCAUCAGAGAGAAUUAAUGAUGCUCAACAGACUAUGACUGCAAUGAAGGCUGCCAAUAAAGAGCUAAAAGGGAUGAUGAAGACUGUCAGGAUUGAAGAUAUAGAUUUACAAGGAGGCAUGCAAGACGAGAUGAUAGAUCUUAUGGAUGUGAGCAAUGAAAUACAAGAAACCAUUGGUAAAAGCUACAAGGUCCUAGAUGCCACCGACGAGGAGGAACUUAUGGAGGAGCUUGAUGCUUUGGAAGCUGGUAUGGACUUUGAAUUAAAUUCAGUCCCUUCGUAUCUUCAAUCACACGAGGAGAUUCUUGAUUCUGAGCUUAACUUACCUGCUGCGCCAAGUGGUCAUGCAGCAGUCCCGGCAAACAGGCAGCAGGUAUGUCAAUUGCAAGACUGACUAGUUUCUGUUCAUACUGAUUAUGACGCUGAUAUCCCUAGGAAGAAAUCGAUGGGUGUCACAAGUGGGUGUUACGUCUGAACAAAUAUAAGCAUAGGCACCGCAUACAUUUUUUUACAAACAACCCACAAAACAAAUUAUAUUUAUGCAUUGUUAGAAAUCGGCAAGCGGACAAACAGGAAAAUACCA
This is a messenger RNA of Triticum aestivum (bread wheat), 639 nucleotides long. Its product is annotated as vacuolar protein sorting-associated protein 60.1-like. Gene Ontology annotation, cellular component: multivesicular body. Bases 16 to 450 code for a protein of 144 amino acids. The record is from RefSeq and is a predicted model, not a curated record. NCBI's taxonomy places the organism in Eukaryota, Viridiplantae, Streptophyta, Magnoliopsida, Poales, Poaceae. The transcript is spliced from 4 exons. Gene Ontology annotation, biological process: vesicle budding from membrane; late endosome to vacuole transport via multivesicular body sorting pathway.